AUGAAUGAGGGGUUUGUUGGUGGGUUAGUAGUGAAGACGGUGGCAAAAACGACUCAGUUAAUGGGAGCGUUGGACCAACUUAGGGAUCCACAGUGCGAGCUCGUCCUUUUGAGGGCUUGUGCGAGUUUGUCUAAGUUGUAUUUCGCCUUGAGGACUUUCCCGCCACAACUCUUUGCUCAGGCGGCAACCCAGUUUGAUAUUGCGCUUCGGAGGUCAAUCGAGAGCAUUGUCACAUCCGAAGGCCCAGGUGGGCAUUUUACUUCCGCCCGGGCCUUUCUUCAAGCCAAGCUACCUGAGGUUGACCUUCUUCAAAUCACCACUAAAGGGCCUGUCCCUCCAAAACCAAUGCAUUACUUGGUAGACAUCUUUUAUGGUGGCGUUUGUAGAGAUCUAUUGACGGAGUUUGACCUUUCAGAGAGGCAUGUUGCGAUUGUUAAGUGUCUGCGGGUAAAGCACGCCCAGGAUUUCUUGUUGGCCACGCCUAUUGAGGGGUUGGGGCAGCGUAUGACUCCGAGGGAGUUCCAGGCCAUCCUUAGGUACAGGUUGUUGGUUCCUUUGUUCGUGGAGGGGACAGUGCGCCUAGUUUAUCGUAGAACACAGAUGGAUUCUUUUGGAGAGCAUGCCAUCCACUGUCAGAAGCAGCUGGGAUUCAAGUACAGACACGACUUAGUCAAAGAUGUCUUACGUACAGAAAGAAAACCCUAUCGAUCAAGACACAGAGCUCAGCACGCCAAUCAAAAUCAAGAGAACCCCGAAGCUUCAACUUCUUCGGAGUCUUCAGUCGCGGAAGGAUCCACUGACAACUCGACGGACAUCCAGAAGGGCGACGUUCAGAAUCAGAGCGUUCUCGACGUGACGACAAGAUCUUCGCAAGAACCCAAUGGUCAAGCCAAGGACGCAACGUCUCAGGGUUCCUCAGAAUCCGUCAGCGUCCGGCAAGAAAAGCGUGCUAGCCAAAACCGAGGAAAUCACGAUUCCGUGCCGUCGACCUCGCAAUGCGAUCUGUUCUCAGGGAAGUGGGUGAGGGAUGAGAGGGGGAGCAUAUACACGAACGAGACAUGCAGGACGCUUCCGGCUGCGAGGAAUUGUGGGAGGUACGGGAAGGAACAGGGGCAUGUCUACUGGAGAUGGAAGCCUGAUGGGUGCGAGCUGCCGAUGUUUGAUCCCGAGUUGUUUCUGAGCAUUGCAAGAGGGAAGAAGCUUAUGUUUAUCGGUGAUUCGCUAGCGAGGAACAUGAUGGAGUCGUUGCUGUGUCUCCUCUCUCAGGCAGAGACUCCAAUCAACACCUACAAAGACCCCAAAGACCCUAAAGACAAACACAGAACCUGGUACUUCCCAGCCCACGACUUCACCCUCAUGGUAAUCUGGACAGAAUUCCUGGUCGAAACCAACGAAAUAAUCAUCAACGGAACAGCGACAGACACCUACAACAUAAACCUCGAUAAACCGAAUCCAGUAUGGGGCAAAAAACUCAAAGAGCUAAAAUAUGCAGUUAUCAAUCACGGCAACUGGUUCACGCGAAAAACAUACAUUUACAGAAAAAAGAAACUGAUAGGCUGCGUACACUGCUAUGGCGAGAAAAUACCAGGCAUAAGUAUGUCAUCCGCAAUCAGAAUGGUUAUGAAAUCUGCGUUCAGGUUCAUAAACAAAUGCAAAGAAUGUGAAGAUUUACUUACAGUCAUGAGGACAUACUCAAUGUCGCAUUUUGAGCAUGGGUCUUGGUUAACUGGGGGAUAUUGUAAUAGGACAGAGCCAUUAAGAGAGAGCGAGCUGAACAUGGAGAAUAAAGCUUGGGAAUUCAGGAGGAUUCAGAUGGAGGAGAUGGAGAGAGCGAGGAGAGAAGGGAAGAGGAGAAUAGAGCUUAUGGACGUCACCAAGGCGAUGAUGCUGAGGGCGGAUGCGCACCCUGGAAGACAUUGGUAUGCCAAGUCUGCCAGUGAUUGCUUGCAUUGGUGCUUGCCCGGACCUAUUGAUAUGUGGAGUGAGGUUUUGUUGGAAAUUAUGAAGAAGAACAGAUGAUGAGGUUUGAUUUGUAAGUUUUGCGUUUGGAAAUUGUUUAUUUGAACAUUUGAUCAAGGGAAGGUGCAAACGUGGGUGGAACUUGAAGGUUUUCAUAAUUUGAAAUUUGAUUUGUGGAAGAUUGUAUAGGGAAAAUAGAACUUCAUUUGAUUCUGGUGUAAAAAUUUGACUCUUCAAAGCAUUUUAACAUGAUGAAGUUUAUGCAGAACUUUUCAUGAGUGA
Molecule: messenger RNA, 2241 nt
Organism: Asparagus officinalis (garden asparagus)
Lineage: Eukaryota; Viridiplantae; Streptophyta; Magnoliopsida; Asparagales; Asparagaceae
Product: protein ALTERED XYLOGLUCAN 4-like
Exons: 4
Coding region: 1-2019 (672 amino acids)
Cellular component (GO): Golgi apparatus
Molecular function (GO): O-acetyltransferase activity
Source: RefSeq, a predicted model, not a curated record